Messenger RNA from Brassicogethes aeneus, 1281 nucleotides. Lineage: Eukaryota; Metazoa; Arthropoda; Insecta; Coleoptera; Nitidulidae. The record is from the annotation of a GenBank genome assembly.
AUGAAGAAAAUUGUCGAAAAACGUCGGACAGCCGUUCGUCAAAGGGUACAAAACCACAGAAAAAAAUCAAAAACAAAUGCACUUCAAGAACAGUCGGGAACAAAUGCAGCCACUGAUGUGACAAGAUCUUAUCAAUCCACACAAGCACUGGGUAAAGCAGUAAAGAAAACCAUGAAAGCACUUCCUGUUAUGGACACACGUAAAAUAGCGGUUUUAGCCAAGAUUGUCACAAGUAUGAACGAUGACGACAGGAAUAAAUUUCAAAAUAUCGUUUCACCAUCUGGGAUUAAGAAAAAAAAGGAUGCCGACUCUGAGCUGGUCGACAAAAUCGGAAAAUUUUAUAAACGCGAUGACAUUUCCAGGAUUUCACCAAAAAUAAAAGAUGUCAAGCGAUAUUUUGAUCUGAAAACUGGCGAAAAGAUACUUCUACCAACAAGGCACAUGCUGUUGACAGUCAAAGAAGCUUUUGUUAUUUUUGAUAAGGAAAGGAAAACUGCAGCGAAAGCAAUUUUUGUGCAAAGUUGCGAACAUAAUUGUUGGUUUUCAAAAUGCAAUGAAUGUAAUGGAAUUCCGAUCGAACUACUCAAGAAAUAUAUCGGUGGCAUGGCACUGAAUACUCCCGUCAAAUGGAUGGUUUGGCGAAAGAAUGACACUUCAAAACGAAUCGAAAAACAUGAAAAAUCCGAUUCGCUAGAGAGUUUGCUUCUACAUAUAACAAAAAUAUCGCCACAAUUUUUACGCCAUAGCUACGUUAAACGCGAGCAGUCAGAUAUUUUUAACAAUUAUGAUUGCCCAAGAUCAACAGAUAAACAGCUCAGUGAGGAAGGAACGUUGCAAGUUGAUUUUGCUGAAAAUUUUGUCUGUGAGGGACAAGACGAAGUACAAAGUGCACAUUGGAAUCAAAAACAGCUCACUGUAUUUACUACUGCCUUUCAUUUAAAUGAAAAAUUCCAAUCAAAGGUUUUCGUGUCGAACAAUUUAGCACACACGAAAGAAACCAUCGUUCCUUACAUGUACAUACUGCUCUCAGGAGUGCCCGAAUCAGUGAAAAUAUUGAAAAUUUGGAGCGACGGGCCAUCUUCCCAAUUCAAGAAUAAAUUCAUCGCUGCAGUCAUUCCUGUUUUAGAAGACAAAUUCGGUAUAAAAAUCUACUGGAACUACUUUGCAACUUCUCACGGAAAAGGUUGCAUCGAUGGUAUUGGUGCAACUGCCAAGAUGAUAGUGAAAAAGCAAAUUUUGUCUCGCAAAUGCAUUGUAAAUUGUGCUUCGGAUGUGCAGUAG